AUGAUUAUAUUGAUUUAUCUCAUUUGUUUGAAUUCAACAGCAUCAUUUGAAAUAUAGACUCUAGAUCCUUUAUACUAAAUAGCACAUUAAUUGGUGAAGAUUUAAGAUGAUGAUUUUAUACCAACUAAAUACUUUAGCUUUGGCAUUUGGUCAAAAUAUAAUCCUUUAAGUGCAAUCCCAUAGAUAGGUCCAGUUGGAUUAUUUGAUAGUAAUUGUUAUCAGCUUCAUCACAUUAUUGAUAAGAAAAGGAAUGAAUUAAAUUUCAUAUAUUACGAUUGUUUAGAUUAUGAGGAAAAAACAAUAAAAAAAACAAUUAAGUUUGUUGAUAAUGAAGAUGAAUAAAAAAUUUAUGAAAUUGAAAUUGAUAAAUUUGAAUAUGAAGACUUUUGGUACUUUUUAGAAAUCAUUUAAUGGCCUUUAUAAAAACGAUUUGAAAUUUUGAUAAUAUCAUAAUAAAAAAUAAUAAUUCAUAGUAUUGAUGAAAUAAAAUACCCAUUUAAGGGAAUAGAUCUGUAAUUUACUUUUGGAAGUAGCUUGAUUGUAAGUAAUUCAAGAAUAGAAUCAAUUCAAAAAGAUUAAAAAUUUUCCUAUUUUCCUGGAAUAAUUGUUAUAUAAAAAUAUAAUAUAUAUGAAGAAUUGGAUAUUAUUGAUUGGUUUGAAUAUGUGAAAAGUUUAUUUGAAAGUUAUGAAUUAUGUUCGUGUUAACCAAAUUAAAGUGUAAAAAUUUAAGAUAAGAAUAUUAAUUCUUAACUAAAAGGAGAAUUUGUUUCAGAAAAUUAAAAUUGUGAUUCUUUUGUUUUAUCAGGAUGGGUUAAAAUUCAAGAAAUCAUUAAAUAAGAUAAUCAAUUUAUAUAUCCAUUUAUAAAAUUAAUGGCAAAUUUUGAAGAUUCAAGUUUAUCUAGUGAUAACUUAUCCCCUUUAUAAAUUUAAUAUAAAUUAUCAGAUAUUUAGAAUUAAAUUAUUUUAACAACUUAUAGUUAUACUUUUCCUAUAGUUUCAAUAGAUUUUUCGAAUGAUCCUUUUUUAAAAGUGGAAAUUAUUGAUAUUCCCCAUAGUAUGAAUUUGUGGCAUAAAAUAUAAGUUAAAUUGAUUAGAAAUUAAAUAGAUAUUUAAAUUAAAUUUUAUGAUAAGUUAAUAAUUUAUGAAUAUAGUUAUUAACAAGAAGUUCGUCAAUUUAAAUAAUAGUAAUUUAAAUUAUUAUAUGGCAAUAUUUAAUAACUUUAAUCAAAUUACUUGCAUAUAUUAAUACGUAAUUUCUUUUUUUUAAAUUGUGAUCAAACUUUUUCUGAGGAGAAUUGCCAUUCAAAUUGUUUAGAAUGUGAUGGCCCUACUAAUGAAGAUUGUCUAUCUUGUUUAGAAGAAUCCAAGAGAAUUUAUUUGCCUGAACAUAAAGUAUGUGUUUGUCCUUACAAUACUAUUGAUGAUUAGAUUUGUAUUGGUUAUGAAGAAUCAAAUUUAGAAAUUAUUGAUGAACCUUUCAUAAAUACUGAGUGUAAAUAUGGUUAUUUUGAAUUAGAUAAUGAAUGUUAUUAAUGGUAAUCAAUAUAAAAUAUAUUUAUAGUCCUUCAAUAAUAAAGAAAGAUUUAAUAAUUUGUGUAGAAUGCUUAUAAAAUCCGAAGUCUUUUAGUAAAAAUCCAUAUUGUCAAUAUGAUUUAUAUCUCAGUCAAUCUAAUUAAACGGAAAGAUUUUAAUGGAGUUAUCUUGAUUAAUUACUUUUUGAUGGAAGUGAUAUUAGUGCAUCACCGUUGUUAUAAAAUCAAAUAACCUUUAUAAAUGAUUUGUAAUUUUUAUACUUAGACUUUUUGCAAAAAUCCAUCCCUUCUAAAAUAUAUUGUGAGAAAUAAAAUUUUGAAUGUCCAGAAAUAAAUUAAAACGGAUGCUAAAAUUACUAUUUAUCAAUUUCUGGUGUAAAAUGUACAUCAUGCCCAUAUGCAUAACCACUAGUAGACGGUAAGUGUAUUCCAUUAGAUAUUAUAAUUUCAAAAAAUUGUCUUUCUCCAAAUUAUAUCACAUCUACUAAUCAAUGUAAAUUAUGUCCUAAAAAGAAUUGUAUUUAUUGUUUCGAAUACUAAAAAGAUGAAAUUUCCUUCAAAAGUACCUUGUAUAAAGAUUUUGAAAGUUUUAAUACUGACUAAAUAGUAUAUAUUGGCUGUGCAAUGUGCGAAGAUGGAUACAUUUUUGACUUUUUGAUUGGAGAAUGUUUUAAAUAAUAACCAUAAAUUGAAACUUGUUUAAGAUCAUUUAUUAAUUUAGAAGGUAUUGAAAUUUGUACUUUAUCAUCUAAAACUGAUUUUAGCAUAGCACCUGAAAUUAUUAAUUGUUAGAAAUAUUAUUCUAAUUGUUUAUAAUGUGUCCUUACUCCUAAAUCAAAGUUAUAAUGUGUACUCUGUAGUUAAGGAUAUGUUAGUUCAGUGAUUACAGGGAAUUGUUACGAAAGUUAAAAUCCUUUAUAUUUGGAAAAUAGUAUUCAUGUAAUUUAAGGAGACUUUUUUGAAGAAGAUGGAUAUGUUCAAUUGCUUUAAAGUUUUUUAAUGUAAUUUUUACCUGAUUAAUAUUAUUAUUCAUACACUCCAGAAUAAUUAAAAGAGUUUACAAUUAAAUGUAAAAAUGGAUAUUAAAUAACAUCAACUCAAGCGUGUUAGAAAUAUUGUAGUAGUGAAUGUUUAAAUUGCUAAGAUAAUUUUUAUAAUUUUAUUUGUAUGAAAUGUCCUUUAAAUUACUACAGAAAUCAUAUAAGAGUAGAAAUUCACGGUCGAUGUGCUACUUGUUCUAAUUUAUGCCAAUAUUGUUAAGAGAGAGAUGAGAAUGAAAUUUAAGUAAGAUUUUAAUACUAUAAUAGGUAUUGCAACCAAAUUUUUAGGUGCAGGAAUAAAAUGCUUAAUUUACAAUGAAAUGUCUUAAACCAGUUGAUGAUCCUAAUAUAAUCAUCAAUCCAUAUUUAUAAAAUAUUAAAUACUGUUUUAAUGAGAUAUGUUAAAAUCAUUUUUCAUUCUCCUAUUAUUUUUAAACCUGUAUGUUUGAUAGAUAUUAGCCAGAUACAUAUGAAUAUUAAUUAAAUUUUCAAUACUGCAACUUAGUUGGAAUAGAUUAAAUGACAAUAAAUUACAUCUUUUAAAUUGAUGAUAAAGAAGAUUGUGAAUUUUAUAGAUAACUUGAAUUAUGGAAUGGUUUAAAGAAUAAAAUCUUUUCACUAAAGAAAGCAAAUAUGAAUCUAUUUUCUGUAUAUGAUACUAUAUUAACUUCAUCAGAUAAAAUAAUCAUAAAUAAUUAUGAUUCAGUAGAAGUCAAAAACAUUAAACUUACAUUAUUUAAUGGAUUUAUUUUGAAUAAUAAUAACAAUUAAAUAGAGAUAACAUUAAAAAAUUUGAUUUUAAUUCAAAGCAACUUUUCUGAUAUAAUAAUUCUUCCAACUUAGGUUUAUGGAAAUAUUCUUAUUUAGGAUGUUUAGAUUUUAGAUUCUAUUUUUAAAAAUUCAUCUUUUUUUGAAUUUUAAAGGCAAUCAAUUUCAUUAAAUUUAACAAUUAAAUAAUUAACAUUUAAGAACUGUCUUUUAGACAAUUCAACAUUAUUCAAAAUAGACUACAUUCAAGCUUACAUAAUUAUUGAAAACAUCCUUAUAGAAAAUUGUUAACUAUUUAAUUCUUCAUUUUUCUCAUUCUAAACAGAUUUGAACAAUGUAAAUUAAAUCAAAUUAUUUGAUGUUAGAAUUAAUUAAUGUAAUUACACUCUUUCUUAUUUCCUCAAGAGCAAUAUUAAGUUUAAAAUAAUCUCAAGUAAUCUAUAUAUUCAUAAUAACAAUUUUUUUAAUUCUGUAUUAAUAGCUUUUAAUGAUGAUAUUGAAUUGAUUAAUGUUAGAACAAGUUAGAAUACUCUUAAAGGAUCUUCAAUUAUAUCAACAUUAUUAAUUAUUAUUAAUUAAUAAAGAGUGUUAUGCACAAUAGAUGAUUUUGAAGAUAAUUUGAGUUCUUUUUAAGAAUCAAGUUUGAUAAUUAUUUAUUCUAGUCUUCAAAUCAAUAAUUUUAUUGUUAAUAUUAAAAAUUUUAAAGUUUAAGAAAAUACACAAUUUGAUACAUUAAACCUUUAAAAUUAACUAUUUAAAUUACAUUGUCAUUAAAUAAUAAUCUAAAAUGCUUAAUUUUUAAAUCUGCAAAACAUAGCAGUGUUUUAUCUUUUUGAAAUAAACUAAAUCAUUUUUGAUUCUGUAAUUCUUGAGAAUUAUGAGUAAGUACAUAAAGUUCCUCUAUCUUAAUUUUGUAGUGAUCAAGUAUCAUUUAGAAAUUAACUAUUAUAAGUUAUAGGUUUUCAGUAAUUAUCAUUAUCAAACAUUAAAAUUUUAAAUCAAUUCAGUAUUAAUUAUUCAUUAAUGGAUAUAAAUUUUAGUACCUAAUUUAUUAUUGAUUAAAUAGGAUAAGUAAUAUUAGUAAAUGUAUAAUUUAGAGGGAAUAUAUUAUUAAAAAACAAAUAAGCAACUUCAUUAUCAUUAAUAAAUAUAUAUUCUCAAUAUAAUUUAAAUAUUAAACUAAUUAAUUUUUAAUUUACCCAAAACAUAAUAAAUUAAUAAAUUGACGAGCCACUUGAAACAUAAACUAAUUUAUUAUGUAUAAGUUCAUUAGAUAGUUUUAUUUAAAUUCAUUAAUUAUAUUGUUAUUAAAAUGCCUUAACUAAUUCAACCAAUUCAUUCAUUACUGUUACUGCUACUUUGAUUGAAAUUUCUAAUUUAAUAUUUAUGAAUUCUAAUCUUUUACCAUAGGCUUUAUGGCAACAAUUUUAUGAUUUUGAAUUAGAAGAUUAAUAUAAUCAACAAGAAAUUAACUCAAUUAUUCAAUCAACAUUUAAAAUAUUAAAUUAAGGAAUUUUUAUUGUAGCUUCUACCUUUAGUUGUACAGAUAGUUUAUUUUAAGAUAAUAUUGCUGUUAAAAAUUCUAUUUUUUCAAUUAAAACUCAAGGAUAAGGGAUAAUCAAAAUACAUAAUGUCUAAAUAGAUUCUGUUUAUACUAAUCUAAAAGAUAGUGGAAAUACAGGUUGUAUUAGUAUAGAUUCAACAAAUAGUCUCUUAAAUUUUGAGCUGAAAAAAAUAAAAUUUACAAACAUAUUUAAUAGAAUGGCUCCAUCAUUACUUACAAUAGUUCCCUCUUUAAAAUCAAAUAUUAUUCGUUUAAAUAAUAUUGAAAUAAUAAAUUGUCUUUCCUUAAUGAAUACAAUUAUGUUAGUUCAAUUUUCAGCAUAAGUUAUGAAAUAAAGUUUAGUAAGUAUUAAAAAUUUAUCAAUUUAUUCAAAUGAAGAAUAAUGGAUUUAGUUAUUUUCCUUGAUUGGUCCAAUAACAUUAUCAGAAUUAAAUAACAUAUUAAGCGAAGAUAAUGCUAUGUUUUCUUUUGAAAAUUGUAAAAUUGAAAUAAUUAAUCUUUAUGUUGAAGGAAUAUCAAUCUCUCCAAUUAUCAAAUCUUAAAAUGCUUAUAAUAUAAAACUGUUAGAUUGUAAACUAUUAUCUAUAUAAAAAUUAUAUUCAUUCGACCUAAUACAUAUAACUUAAACUUUAAUAACUGAAUCAAAUAUAUCUAUUGAAAAACUAAAGAUAGUUUAGAGUAAUACAUAUCAACCAAAAUCUGUAGGAAUCCCUAUAUUUUCAGAUUUGAAUUAUAAAAUCGUAGGAUGCAAUUUGUGGAAGAAUACAUCAUUUACAUAAUAAAUUAUAUUUUCGGAGAUUAUCAGCCAGUUAUAAUCUUCUAAUUAGUAAUCAAAUCAAAUGAUUUAUGUGAAAAGUAUUUCAGACUAAAAUUCUCUUAUUUUUUAAGAGAUAGAAAUGAUUAAAAAUAAUGGAUCAGACUUUACUGAUGGAAUAAUCACUUUUGAAAUUGAACAAUUCUAAAUUUUUAAAAUAAAUAAUAUUUUUUGCUAUUAGAAUAAUGUGAAAUUAAAUGGUUGCAUAUAUUUUUUGAUCCAAAAUUUUAUUAAUUAAACCAUCAUAUUCAAAGAUUCAUAUUUUAUAUAGAAUAAUGGAAGUUUUGGAGGGGCUAUAUUAAUUUAAAAUGUUAAAUUAAAGAUGAGAAAUUGUAAAAUUAUAUCUAAUUAUGCAAGUAUUAAUGGUGGAGGAUUGUUUUUAUAACUAAAAGAUUCCGAUUUUUUAAUUGAAUCAACAAUAAUUACUAAUAAUUAGGCUUUAGAUGGAGGAGGCAUUUAUUUCAACUAGGAUGGAUCUAUACGCCAUUCUAAUUUUAUAAAAUCUUUUUUAUAAUUUAAUAAAGCAAUAUAAUUUGGAGAUAAUCUUAUUGAAUCUCCUCAUCAUUUAGCAUUGCUUAUCAACAAUAUGGAAAUGUAGUUAAAAAAAAUAAACAAUAAUCAAAUACAUUAUCAUCAUUUAGUGCUCAAACCCUAUAAAAUUAUUGAAUAAGGAAUUCCUUUCCUUACGUAAUAUUUAAUGAUCCCUAGUUAUUAAGUUAUUAAUUAAUAUCAAAUUUAUUCACCCUUUUGGAUUCAAUAUUUUUCAUAUAUUGUAAAUUUUGGUGUAGUACUAAAGAAUAGUUUAAACGAAUAACUUCCUAAUAUUCUUAAUACAAAAUGCAUUCUUAUUAAUAAAACUAUUUAUGAAGAAGGCUCAGAUUAGGUGAGUGAGCAUUAAGAACAAAUAGUUUUGUAAUUUGAUCAAGAAAAAGAUUAUUAUGAUUUAGGAUCUCUUUCUUUUAUUCUUGAUCCUUAUAAUUAAGAAAAUAAAUUAUUAUAAAUUAAGAUUAGCUGUUAAUCAUCUUAGCAAGAGAAUAGUUUAAAUUAUGUGAUGUAAGCAAAAGGCUUGAAAUGCUAACUUGGAGAAUUUUAUGUGAAUUCUGGAUGUUAAAUUUGCUCAUCAAGUUAAGGGUUUUACUCUGUAGUAUAUGAUGCAACUAAAUGUUCUAUAUUUGAUAAAACAAAAUUUAAGAACAUAACUGAAAAUAACAUAGAAUUAUUUGAAGGUUUUUGGAGACCUAAUUAUUUAUCAGAUUAAAUAGAGGAAUGCUUUAAAAAUUAAAAAUUUUGUAAAGGUGGUUGGGGAUAAGGAAAUUAAAUAUGUGAUUUAGGACAUAUUGGAGCAUUGUGUGAAGAAUGUGAUAUUUAUAAUAUAAGAGGAGAUGGAAAAUAUUUUAAAAAUCAAUAGGAUUCAUAUUGUAUAUCUUGUUUUGGUGUUAAGGAUAGUAUAAUCCCAUUUAUAGCAGCAUCAAUUUGGUAAUUUAAAUUAAUAUCUAGGUCGUUUAUAUCUAUCAUUAUAACCUUAAGAAGUAUUGAAUAGUCUAAUCUACUAUUCAAAAGUUUAAAAUUAUAAUAAAGAUUCAGCAAAAUUAUUUUUAAUCUUGAAUAAGGUAUAUAAAUCAUUAAUUUUAAGGGCAUGAAAGUUUUUUAAUAAAAAUGUUAUUAAAUUAUUUAUGGAUAUUCUCUGUUAUAUUUACAUUCAAUAUACAAUUCUCGUUUUCAUUCACUUUUGUUGAUUCAGCCAGUAAUACUUCCUACUCGAUGACAAAUAAUUUAGAUUGUUAUUUAUCUGAAAAUCAAUCAAUAAAAUUAAUUUACUCUAAAAUAAUCACAAUGCUUGUACUCAUGGCAUUCUAAUUUAUACUUAUAAUUAUGGGAUUUCUAAUUUAUAAUUGGUAUAAAAAGAUUGGAUUGAGUAAUUUCAACUUGGAAACUAUUUCUAAUAGUCUACUCUACCUUUAUGUUUCUAAUUAUGGUGGAUUGGUUAAAAUGUAAUUUAAAUCUUAAUUUCUUUUAGGUAUUUCUCUAUUGUUUCUAAAAGAGAUGUUUCGAGUUAGAGCUAUAUCCAAGGUGAUGUCUCUCUCCUUUUUGGAUCUAAAGAACAUUUAAUUUGGAUUUUCUCAUUUGUUAUUCCAGGAAUAAGUGUUUUUAGUUUGAUUAUUCCUCUUUCCCUUUUUAUUGUAAUGUACAUUAAAAAAGAUUAACACGAUAAUAUUAAAAUAAGAAAACAUGUUUGCUAUUUAAUUAAUGAAUACAAUAAUCGAAGUUAUUUUUGGGAAGUAAUUAAGUUAAUUAAAAAAACAAUUAUUAUUCUAAUAUUAACAUAUUUUGAAACUUUUAUUCUAUUAAAAGCAUCAUUGUUGGGAUUAUGUUUACUCUUUUAUUAGGUAUUAGCUUUUAACAAAAAACCAUAUAUUCUUUCCAAUUUCAAUAGCAUGGAUUUAUCUUCAGCAUAAAUAUGCUCUAUUACAAUAUUCCUUGCUGCUGCUAAAUAUGUAUCAGAACAAGAAAAAAAUUAGUUUUCAUCCAUUAUACUCUAGACUAUUAUUGUUCUUCUUUGUAUUAAACUUUGCUAUUCUUUUAUUAAGAGCAUAUUAGAAGUUUACUCAAAUAAGUACUCUAAUUUAGUAUUAAAUUAUUUACAUAUAAUUUUGGAAAAGAUUUCAUAAGAUUCAAUUUUAACAAAAAAGUUAUAAAACCAUAUAUAAAAAUCAAAUUAAAGAAAUAAGAGAUUGAAAAAAUUGGUUAGUAAACUUAGAUAGCACCUGUUGAAGAUUUCUAAAGUCCAGAUUCAAACUCAAAGAAAAAUGCUGAACUCUUAGAGCAAUUAAACUUAAUCCUUAGGGUCUGAAUAAAAAUACCUUUUAAAGAUAGAUACUGAAUGA
Paramecium pentaurelia is the source of this 8603-nucleotide messenger RNA. NCBI's taxonomy places the organism in Eukaryota, Ciliophora, Oligohymenophorea, Peniculida, Parameciidae. The record is from the annotation of a GenBank genome assembly.